Molecule: messenger RNA, 2496 nt
Organism: Didymosphaeria variabile
Lineage: Eukaryota; Fungi; Ascomycota; Dothideomycetes; Pleosporales; Didymosphaeriaceae
Gene: BDF1
Product: transcription initiation at TATA-containing promoter protein
Exons: 3
Coding region: 1-2496 (831 amino acids)
Biological process (GO): chromatin remodeling; regulation of DNA-templated transcription
Cellular component (GO): chromatin; nucleus
Source: RefSeq, a predicted model, not a curated record
AUGGCGGUGGAUACCGAAUCCAAUGGCGUUCAUGAUGUAUCCCUCGAGACUCAAAAGAACCCUAACGUCAACGGCAACGGCAACCACCACUCGUCACCAGACGCUGCGCCUGCGCUGGAACCUACUACAAACGUGUCCAGUGGCAUCGACGGUGUCUCCCAAUUUCUGCCUGAUAGUCAUCCCGACAAUAACUCGUUGUUUGGGGAUUCAGAAAUGCCUUCGGUUACCGAUGCCGUGGAGGCUCCAACUUCGGAUGUACGCGACGAAGCGGCACCAGACACUACUGCAACUACAGAGAGUACGCAAAAGGUUCCAGAGACCCAAUUGCCCGUUAUGGAAGAGUCCCUCGGUGGUCCAGUGCAGUCGACCGAUUCACAGGCGAACCAAGCUCCAGACUCAACCGCAGGUUCCACUGAUUCAGCUGCUCCUCCCACAAAGCCUUUGAAUGACCUCAAGAUUGAAACUCAGCAAUCAGCAACUCAACUUUCAUUGACUGAGUCGCCCGCUGUGCUCGAUCAAGAAAUGGAAGAUGCGCCAACGUCCGGCAAAGUACGCCCUCGUGAGGAGGAUGCGGACAUGGAAGAUGCGCCCGAUGCGAAACGCACAAAAACCCAGGAUGAAGGUAAUGAGUCGGCUGAAUUUAAGGUGCCUGAUCUACCUGCGCAUACCGAACAGCCAAAUGGUUCAGCUCCGACACCACCAGUCGCGGCAGCAGCUGCGUCUCCAUCACAAGAGCCGUCUUCCGUUCAACAAGCUGUGCCAUAUAAGACAUGGCCAUCAGCACCAAUGACGGAAGCUCAGAAGAAGUUUUUGCUUGAGCGCAUUCGAAAUACCAAGAAGAUCAAGGUUUCGAAUGCUUUUAAAGUGCCAGUAGAUUACGAGGCUUUAAACAUUCCUACAUAUCCAUCCAUUGUGACGAAGCCGAUGGAUCUCGGAACAAUGGAAAACAAACUGAAGACGGGAGCUUACACAUACGUUGCCGAAUUCAUGGCAGACUUGGACCAGAUCGUGACCAACAGCGAGCUGUUCAACUCGACCACCCACCCGGUCACCCAUGACGCCUACAAUAUGCGGGCUUAUUUCUUGAAAGGCACCGAUAGGCUUCCGAAAGAGGGAGACGAGGCAGCAAAGUCAGUCAAGCCCGUGAAGAAGCCCACGGUAUCGACAGCACCAAAAGCCCGACGUGAGUCAAGGGCAGCACCGGUCGCAAAGUCACCACCAGCUUCAAUCCCUACUACCACAUCGACCCCCGCCUCGGCCUGGCCGUUGAAUGCGGACGGUUUGCCCAUGAUCCGACGAGAUUCCUCUAGCGCCAAUGACCGUCCGAAGCGGGAAAUUCAUAGGCCUCCCUCGAAAGAUCUUCCUUAUUCUGCUGCGAAACCUCGAAAGAAGAAGUAUCAGCUGGAACUGAAAUUCUGCGAGAACGUCUUGUCGGAGUUGUUGAAACCUAAAUAUGCUAAAUUCUCGUGGCCUUUCAUGGCUCCUGUAGAUCCGGUUGCCUUGAAUAUUCCUUCGUAUAUGAAGAUCAUCAAAAAACCGAUGGACUUUGGGACUGUGAAAAAGAAUCUGGACGCGGGUGUCUAUCAAAACGCCAAGGACUUCUACAAUGACGCACAGCUUGUGUUCCUCAAUUGCUUCAAGUUCAAUCCGGAGACGGAUGAAGUGAACAAGAUGGGCAAGCAGCUGAAUGAGGUCUUCAACAGCUUAUGGAGCGAGAAGGCCGAUUGGCUUGCACAGAAUGCACCCGAUGCGGAGCCCCAAUCUGCGGGUUCGGGCUAUUCAGAUGAAGAGGACGAUGAAGACGAGGAAGAUGAUCCUGCACAGGCUCAAUUCCUCGCCAUCCAAAAGCAGAUCGCAGCGCUCAAUGAAACUGCUCAGCAGUUGCUGCAGCAACAGCAGCGAAAGGGGACGUCGCCCAAGGCGCCUAGCAAGAAAAAGUCUAAGGCAGGGCAGCCCAAGAGCAAAGCGGGCCCGCUCAAGGUACCUCCACCUGCAAAGCCGGCCAAAUCGAAGCCCAAAAAGGCCCAAGCUCCUCUGAGCUAUGCACAAAAGCAGGAGAUCUCUGAGGGCAUCAGCACACUUGGCGACGCCGAUAUGAGACGCGCCGUCCAGAUCAUUAGGAAUGGCUGUCCCCACCUAGCGAACACCAACGAUGAUGAGAUGGAGCUCGAUAUGGACGAGAUCAACGAUGACACAUUGCGGGACCUGUUCCAGUUCAUCAAGAGGGUGCGUGGUCCAAAGUCUGCAGCGGCAGAGGAUGAUGAAUUCGAAAUGCCACGUCCUGCCGCACCUUCGAGGCAGAACACUAGUCGGCCGAAAAAGAACAAGCCCAUGGGCAAAUCGGAACAGGAGGACAGUCUUCGCAGAAUCCAGGAAAAGAUGCAGUCGUUCAAUGGGGCGGUGUCGGGAUCCAGUCAAUCACCACCUGCCAACCAAGAGUCGAGCGACGAUGAUGACGACGACGAUGACAGCGCUUCCGAAAGCGAGGAAGAGUAG